Messenger RNA from Alternaria arborescens, 1896 nucleotides. RefSeq lists its product as hypothetical. Bases 1 to 1896 code for a protein of 631 amino acids. NCBI's taxonomy places the organism in Eukaryota, Fungi, Ascomycota, Dothideomycetes, Pleosporales, Pleosporaceae. The record is from RefSeq and is a predicted model, not a curated record. The transcript has 3 exons.
AUGGAGCACUCGUCGGUCCUCCGUAAUUGGUCACGCAACAUCCCGAAGAAAACGGUCGUCAUCUACACCAACAAUGACGAGAAGGAGUGUAAGGGGCUGAUGAAUAACUUCUCGAAGCUCAAGGUCCCCCACAAACUUCGAGACACAUACCCCGCCAAGGCAGCAGCGCUCAAGGCAGGGACUGAGCUGUUGUUGAUGAAGAACUUUACACAACUCAAGCGCUCCGAGUUGUUCAAGAACACCGACGCAGGCCAGUGGACUCAAGCUCGACAGAUCCUUGUGAUAUACCUCCGCGACUAUCAGUUGGACGCAUUUCUUGAAAUGGAAGACAACGGUCUCUACGAGAAUACUGCAUGUGUGGAUGGGCCCUCAGGAUCAGGCAAGUCUUACUUGGCUUUCACUGUUGCGGUGGCAUACAAGGAAUACAGGAUCGAGAAAGCCGCAAUGCGAGCUGCGAAGGAUGCAGGUAUUGAAGUCGAACCUGAGACGAAGCGUACGUCCUUCAAAGACGACCUCGUGCCUCCAAAGCCAGAGGAAGACAGCCCAGAGACCUAUACCAAACAGCCAGGCCGCAUCACAUUCUGCGGUAUCCAGAACGAUACGGUCGACGAGGUGUACCGUGUCCUUCGUACUAUCACCCCCGAGUUUAUGAAGGAGAUGAAGAUGCCUCCCAAACUCGUCCUCCGCAUCCACUCCUCGAAUUCAGAGAUCGAUGCCGUUGUCGCUAUGUCACGCCCAUUCUUCGAUCCGGAUGAGAAGGAAAUGCCUUAUCACUACAAUCCAAACAUCAAGGUGACAGACGGCUUACCUCGUAGUCUUUUGGACGCCUAUCUCAUCCACUACCGCGGCAUUAGCGAUAAUUCACUCUGCAACCGUCGCAUGAAGGAAGUUGACGGGUCUGCUGCGAACUAUAUCCUAGAGCUCGCCAACCACCCUGGUUUUCCUCGCUCGCCAGAAGUGCUCGCAACAUUCACAAGCGAAGAACUUGCAGACCUCGAGGACAAGUUGACCCCGAUCCUCAGUGCUCAUGAACAACUCUUGGCGAACGGAAAUGUGAUGGACAAUGACACCAAGCGUGCUGUCAAGUCUGCAGCAAAGACCGGAUACUAUCCUCUGCUGGAGAAGGCAGCAGCAAAUGUGGCGAAUAUCAUGCUGAGCGUUCUGCUCUUCUCUCCCAGCCGUAGUGUGCACUACGUCAAACAGCUUCUUCUGUCGCCUCUCCACCGUCUGCAAGCCACUGGCUUCAACAUGUACGAGCUCAAGCAGACAUCGCGCUUCGAGAACAAGCCUCUGUUGGACCUAUGCGCUCUGCGAUCUCUCCACGUCCUACGCCGACAUCAACAAGAAGAUCUGGCAUAUCGACAGCAACCUGAUCUUUUUCAAUGUCGUAGACGCCACUACAGUGCCGAAGCCUGGGAUUUGGACGUAUACAAACCAUCGCACAAAGUUCUUGACGUCUCCAACCGCAUCUGGGACUUGACAUUGCGCAAGUUGUAUCCGCAGACCACAGAACAUAAUUAUUUCAAGAGUCUGUAUGGUAGGCUCAGGUCUGGAGACAAGCUCUUCCUGAUAUGCUUCCGACACAACGAGCUUCCAUGCACGAGCAAUGGUCUCACCCAUCGUACGCAGAUGCCCGAGUUGUGCGACGACUUGCGCAUCGUUAUGCAGAACUCACCAUACAUCUCCAUGCUCAUUCGUAGCUCCGGCGUAGACUCAGAAGUCGAAUCUGUUGUUGGUGCAUGGAAAGAGCUCACAGAGUAUGAUCCCACGUCGGUCGUCUACAAGGACCUGAACAACCCGCAGAUGUGCGACUCCGGUAUCAAGCCGACAUGUGAAUUUCCCAAGUUUACUGCUCCCGCCCGAUAUGUGGUCGAGACUGGACGCCACUACAGUUAA